AUGUAAAUAUUUGGCUGCUUAUCAGGAUUUCAAAUGUGGAUACAUCUUACAGCCACCUCUCAACACUAUAUUAUGAAGCAAUGGUUUCUUAACAUUUAAAUGAUUAUUUUUUCACUCCAAUUUGUAAACAAAUUUAUAAGAAUUUAAAGUUUAAGAAGAAAAAUAAAUUUUUUUGGUAAAGAUUUAAAAGAAAAAGAAAUUCAACAUAUUAUAAUUUUGUUCUCCAUUUAUUAGUACUAUUUUUCCCCAAAAUUUAACUUUGCUUUUCCUGAUUCGUUUAAUCUUUUAAACCCUAAUCUUAAAAGCUAAAACCCCAUUUCAUUGAUUCGGGAAACUGAAUUCCCAACAGUCAAACUAAAAAUGGCUCGCUUCAUUCCAACAGCUCAAAGAGCAUUUGUCUCUGCUGCUUCAAAAACCCUAACUAAUGGCAGCCAAUCACGAACCGCAUCUGCAUAUUCACUACUCCAAUUUCAUCCCUACGCAACCUCCCAAACCCACAAAUCGCCUUUCACUGCCAACAUCAUCAGAAUCCUAAGCAACGAGAUCGAGUACCAGCACGACUACGCUCCUCCCCAUCAGCCGGCUACGAGUUUCAAUUCAUUUACGGUCCAAGACCGACCGGGAGAGAAGUGGAUGACAAUGAGGGGAAAAUACGGAGAAUAUGAAGAAAUUAAAAUUGAAGCAACUAUGUUUGACGGUUGUGUUUUUGUUCCUAAGCCUGGAGAAGAUAGCACCGGGGAGAAUGUGGUUCUUCACAUUAGCUUGCUUGUUGAUAUUUCCAAAGGUCAAGGUUAUCCUGAUAUGGAAUUUUUGUGCUCAGCUUGGCCUGAUCAUUUAGAAAUCCAGAAAGUUUACUUGCUAAAUCGCGAUAAGACUAUUAUUAACCCUUACAUGGGACGUGAUUUGAGGAGGAAAAAGAAUAGGAAGCUUCAGAGGACACUUGGUGAUUACUUGGAAGAAAGGGGAGUAAAUAAUGAACUCUGUGUUUUCCUGCACGGGUAUAUGAUGAAUAAGGAUAGGAUUGAAUUGAUCCAGUGGUUGGGAAAUGUCAAAUCCAUUGUGCAGAAAUAGAACGAGGUUUGCUUAUAAAAAUUUGAUCUCAGCUUUCUAGUUUUUUCCCGCACGAGGUUCAUAAGAUUUCUGUUUAGGUUCCCUAUGAUUUGUAGCGGCCUAUAUGAAACAUGAAAUACAAAUUGAUUGACCAUAUUUUGGCAUUGGACUGUUAUACAGAGUUGUAAAGGUAAGUAGUCUUACUGGUGCAGGUAAAAAUAAGUUUAUGAGGAUUCUAUGCAUCCGCCAACUCUCUCUUUUAGAGCUUGGAUAUGUUGUUAAAUAUAUUUUAGGGUCUCAGAGUAGUGAACAA
Messenger RNA from Gossypium arboreum, 1363 nucleotides. RefSeq lists its product as uncharacterized. NCBI's taxonomy places the organism in Eukaryota, Viridiplantae, Streptophyta, Magnoliopsida, Malvales, Malvaceae. Gene Ontology annotation, cellular component: mitochondrial matrix. Bases 361 to 1071 code for a protein of 236 amino acids. The transcript has 3 exons. The record is from RefSeq and is a predicted model, not a curated record.